GAAGGAUGGCAGAAGCAGUGUUGGUUGAUCUCUUUGAUUUGAAAGUGAGCUCUCAGGAAAACUAUCAGCAGAUUUUAACGAAGAUCUUGAAUGCCAACAAACACCACUAUGAUCCCAAGGCCAAAUUCCUUUGCAUAAUAUGUUGUACUGACAGCAUCAAUUGUGAAAAUGAUGACUACCAUGAUGACGAUAAACUAGAAACAAGCAACGGAUUCUCAACUCUUUUCAGAGAAUUUGAAAUUGUUACCAAUCCCAGCAUGGCUGCCUCUUUAUAUACCAUUAAACAAAAAAUUGAUGAAAAAAACCUGAACAGCAUUAAGGUAAUUGUAUCCAUCUACCGGAAGAUGUUAAUGAAGGCUUUUAUUGACCAACUUUUCACUGAUGUUUAUAAUUUUGAAUUUGAAGAUUUACAUAUGACUUUGAGUGGAGAUCUUUUGAAAGAGUCCACUGAAACAAGAAUGAUCACACCUCAAAAACUAGAAACAAUCCAGAAUGAAAUAGAAACAUAUUUGAGAAGCCUGCCCACUCUGAAAGGAGAAUUAACCAUUAUCAAGUCUCCUUUGAUCUCAGAUAUUUUCAUACAUGGAUUUACUACAAGGGCAGGUGGAAUAUCUUACAUACCAACACUCAGCUCCUUGAAUCUCUUUAGUAGUUCCAAACGGAGAGAUCCCAAGGCAGUUGUCCAAGAAAACCUACGAAGGUUGGGGAAUACUGCAGGAUUUAAUGCAGAGAAAUUUUACCGAAUCAAGACUGAUCAUGGCAAUGAUGUCUGGAUUAUGGGAAGAAAGGAGCCUGAUUCUUAUGAUGGAAUAAUCACAAAUCAAAGAGGAGUCACAAUAGCUGCUCUUGGUGCUGACUGCAUACCAAUGAUUUUUGCAGAUCCUGUCAAAAAAGCAUGUGGAGUUGCUCACUCAGGUUGGAAAGGUACUUUGUUAGGUAUUGCUAGGGCCACAGUGAAUGCUAUGAUAGCAGAAUAUGACUCUAGUUUGGAAGACAUUCUUGUCAUCCUGGGACCUUCAAUAGGACCUUGCUGUUUUACUCUUCGAAGGGAAUCAGCAGAAGCAUUUCAUAAUCUUAAUCCUGAAUGUGUACACCUACUUGACUCACCAAAUCCAUAUGUUAAUAUUCGUAAAGCAACCAGGAUUCUUCUAGAACAGAGAGGAAUUCUUCCACAGAAUAUCCAAGACCAGUAUCAAGAUCUCAGCCUCUGUACAUCCUGCCAUCCUGACAAGUUUUUCUCCCAUGUCCGAGAUGGCCUUAAUUUUGGUACACAGAUUGGCUUCAUAUCAAUUAGAGAAUGAGAUAUCCAGUGGAUUUUUAUAUACUUUUAAAUUUUCCUUCUAAACUGGCUGAAAGAGAGGAAGUUAG
This is a messenger RNA of Suncus etruscus (white-toothed pygmy shrew), 1368 nucleotides long. It is a transcript of the gene LACC1, whose product is annotated as laccase domain containing 1. Lineage: Eukaryota; Metazoa; Chordata; Mammalia; Eulipotyphla; Soricidae. The record is from RefSeq and is a predicted model, not a curated record. The transcript has 6 exons. Gene Ontology annotation, molecular function: copper ion binding. Bases 6 to 1301 code for a protein of 431 amino acids.